AUGAUGAAUGAGAAUGACGAAAACGAAAUUGAUGUGGUGAACGUUGGAGAAAACUUUGACGACUCAGGACUGGCCAUUGAAGAACGACUGAAUGAAGGUACUGAAUGAAUGUUUAAUACAGCUCUUUUACGUUUAGCUCUACAAUGAGUUUCAUUAUUUCAAUCUGACGUUUUGACCAAGUAUUUCAAAAGCUGAACGCUCAAAAUUUUAUUUAUUAUCCACCCACUUUCUUUACAGUGCUCAUCCUCUGCCCUAAACAGGAACUAGGUCCUUGUAUAGUUUGAAAUAAGGAAUUUUAAUUUUUAAACUGAUAUGGCUUCAUUAAUGAUAUUAAUUAAUAUCUUAUUUGUUAAGAAAAUGAAAUAAAUGCUUUGGAGAGGCCAGACACUGCCAAAUCAGUGGUAAAUAUUUGCAAAAUCCCAAAACUUGUGGAUAAUAAGAGAAAGCACAUGGAAAAAGGGUUAUCACAAGCUCAAAGAGACCAUCUUCUCCUGAAGCAAGGGAAAGAUGAUGCAGCAAUGAAGCAGCAGAUGGUCGAUGCAUUUGAUCGUUCUAAUCAAACCCUUGAAAACUCAAUAACAAGGAUGACAAAUUGCCUGUCCUCUCUUGGUGAAGGGAUAGCAUCGGGGAUGCAGAUGCUUGCGAUGGCAUUGGCUGGGCCGCAACAACACGUCCGUGCGCCAUACCCUCCUCACCCAUAUCAACCCAAUUUUAAUGGCAUGCCUACAAUCCCUAUUUAUCAUAACCACUAUCAGCCAAGACAGCCACAACCCUACCCACACCCAGGAAAUGAAUCUCCAAGAAAUGCUUAUCAGUUUCUUGGAGAUGAAGAAGAGAAUGAUCUUCAUUCUCUAUGA
Paramuricea clavata is the source of this 857-nucleotide messenger RNA. The record is from the annotation of a GenBank genome assembly. NCBI's taxonomy places the organism in Eukaryota, Metazoa, Cnidaria, Anthozoa, Malacalcyonacea, Plexauridae.